UCUAUUGAUUCCUAAACUUUUGGUCUGCCUUCUGAAUCCAAAACACAUUUGCUGAGACCUAUUAUUUGUGUACUCCCCUCCUUGAUAUUGUGAGUGACUCUCAAAUUAUUUCCAUUGCUUAGUACAUUAGAAUAGGUGCUUCACUAGAUAAAGCAGUACUCUCCUUUUUUGCCUAGAGAUCAGCCAUCUAUAUAACCCAAAGGCCAGAGAGGUUGUUGAUGUUUCAUUCUUCCAUUACUUUUUGAGAGGGUAUUUAUUAACUGAUAUAGUUAAUUGUGCUUAGCUUCAUGAAGACCAUGAAGAGUUCCCAAAUCUGGGCUGGGUGAGAAAAAAAAAGGACAUUUUGGCAGAGUUGCGGAUGGAGGCCCUCUGUGCUGGGAGCUGGUGAUCAUUUAUUAUAGCCCUAUCGAUUUGUCUAUUUUGAAGACAUGAGUUUACUAAUAUGUAUUAUGCUGGCAAGAAGAUGGUGGUGAAGGUGGAAUGAUUAGAAAGGAGUGUUUUAGGCUUCUGAUUGAGUUAUACUGGUUGCUUUUGAAAGAACACCUUGCUGUUACUGUCCCAUUGCUUUUUCUGGCGAUAAUAUUCUGGGGGAAUUUGGGGAGAAUACUUAAGAGCCAAGAAAUUUGCACAGACUGUUUUCUAAAUAGAAUUUUGAAUGUAUUGAAGACUCGUUGGAUAGAUACUGUGCAUCUUGGGUGGAUCUUCAACAAGCAGAUGUAGAAUCUUGGGUUUAAUGAGUCCCUUGAAGAAAGUACUGCAAUCUUGCAUGCUGGGAAUAAGAGCUAAAGCUCAAGAUAGCUCUUAGCAGCUUCCCAGGAAUCCUUCUUGUAGGUCAGGAAGCUUUUCCAGGAGGGCUGAUAUCUAGAGGUUUGAUUCAUGCCACCAGAAGGAGUUUUUAAAUUUGCUUUGAGUUUUUUCUCACCCUGGUUUGCUGAUGUAUUCCCUUAAAUCCACCUUAUUCCUAUCACCAGAUGAUUACGAUUUCCAGAGACUACCUAAAAAUGGUAAGGAAAUCAAAUGAUUGGGGAUUGUUCAGAGGGCAGUGGUGGGAAUCAAUCAGCCCAGUUCCUGUUACCUCACAGACCCAAACUCUAACUACCUAGAGCCUUGGGGAGAUUAUGGUUAUUACUUAGACCUUUGCAAGAUCCUGUAACGAGAACAAAUUUAAAAGAAAAAUGAUUGUAAAUUUAGCGUGGAGCUUCCUUUUUUUUGAGCUAUUAUUUUAUCAUAAACCAAGCUUUGGUGAAUGAACCAGAGAACAAAGUAGCUACAUUGUCACCGACUUCUUUGGUUCUCUAACAUUUUUAGGAAUCACCAGAAUGUCCUAGCUUCAUGUUCCUUUCUCCUGUAUCAGGGAAGUAGUGAGGUAUAGUGGGGAAGGGAAAGAAUACAAGAGUAACUGAGAGCUGUGGUCCUCAGUAUUGCAGCACCUCUGACCUGGCCUUUAUGUGGCUGCUUAUCCACCCUGGAAUGUGGAGUACAGACAAGGUAUGUCCUGGGGUUGUGCUCUUGAUAUCCUCGAGGGCAGGGACAGUUUUUGCUCUUUCCUUGUAUCUCCAGUGCUUAGUACAGUGCCUGGCACAUCAUACGUGCUUAAUAAAUCCUUGUUGAUUGAUUGAUCUGUACAAAACUGGGUUGUCUUUGGAGGUCUAGAAAAUGCUUAGUAGGUUAGAUUCAGGUUUCCUCUGAGGUUCUUGAUUCAGAGAGGGUUCUAUUAGGGAACUGAAACAAGAUGACCUUGGCACUGCUUGAGUAGACCUGAAUGAUAAGAGGCAAGCCCCCAGAAUGUAUCUUUUUUUUUUUUUACCCAGGAAUCCAAAUCAUUUGAUUCUUCGUGCUUGUUCAGAUCUGGGCACAUGCCCAGAGACACGCUGGACUGACCAGCUCAGGGAUUGGCAUCUAGGUUAGAGGGAGGAGAGUGAGGAGGUGGGUUGGAAGGGUCAGUUAACCACUGUGCUGGGCUUUUAGGUAUGAGAAGUUGUCCUAUCUACAUUUAGUGGAGUAAGAACUGCCAAGAAAUAUGGUUGGUUCACCAUGCGCCCUGUGAGGAGGCUGUACCAUGAUUCUCUGCCACAGACGCUGGGUGUUUGCUGCCUACAUUGUACCUCUGAGAAAGUUUCUAGAAUGAAGACAUUAAUUCUCUUCAUAGGUAAACCAGUGAGAACAUGUUAUACCUGUGUUCUUCGUGAGUAUGAGGCUUAUGGUUGUGAGUAAGCAAGUUUCUAGAGAACUAUACUUGAAGCAGCAGGGGAAACUGGUCCAGUCAGAUAACCUUAUGCCCCUACUGCCUCGCCUGGCACUUCUCCCACCCUUAAGAUGUGAUAGCUUUGAAAGCUGUGAAAUCUUUUUGUGUAUGCCUUUGAGUUUUCAAAAGAGCAGUCUGUAACCAAAGGAAAUUGAUCCUUGACCUGACUGGUGACGAAGUAGUGCUUGAAAUGAGACAGUUCCUCCACAGACACCGGGAGCUGGUUUUAAAACUCUUUUAAGAUUAGGGGAUGGAUUCAGAACCCACUAAAAAGGCAGGGGAGCUAGCAGGAGCCUUCCUUCAGUCAGGCUAGGGUUAGAAUCAUUAUUGAGUGAAGAAGAAUGGAUUUAAUAUCUGGCAGAUUUUUCUUUGUGGUCACUUCUGUUUUGGCAUGCCAGGACAUUUGCCUUAUGUCUCUGAAAACUUUUCUGGAUGACUUUUGGCAGGUGACCACAUAUAUAUAUGUUGAAUGGGAAUUGAUAACCCCAACCCCAGUAAGUUUAUAGUAAGAAGAGAUUUUGAGCACUGAUUGGUGAGCAUGUGAAAACUUAUUGCUUGGAAUACUUAAAUAGUUGGGGCACAGGACAUGGCCAUAAUGUUUAAAGCAUCAGGUGGACACUUCUCUGUUAAAGUCUUCUCUGCAUCAUCAUGCCUUGGAAGUGGUCUUAGGUUCUUGAAGCUUAUGCCAGUAGAGUACAAGCCUUUGUGGGUCAGCUGAGUUUGGAAAGGUUUUGAAUAUGGUCCCGGUUAGGAAUGAUCUUUUGUCCAGCUUAGUGAAAUUUAGACAGGCUCAUCGUAAGAAGGUUAGUCAUUAGGUAAAUUUUUUUUUUUCAGCCACAGCUACUCAUAAAGACUGUAUUCAGGCAUGGAAGGUUUGUGAUCUGCAUCAGGGGAUGGAGCACCCACAGUGAUGAAAUCAUGGAUCUUUUGAAGUAAGGGCCCUACAGAAAGUUGAAAAUGCAGGCAAGAUGGAACAGAAUGAGAUGGAACAGGCUGAAUCUUGGAUUCUCCCAACUUCUGAUGAGUCAGUGCAGACUUGCUGCCUGUUGUGCCACCGGGAGCGCAAGGACUGGGGAGGCCCUUCCCACAAUGGGCUGGUCUCCUCUGGGGAGAGACUCCCACCUGACUUUGUGCCAACCAUCGUUCAGAACCUGUUGGGAGAGAUGCCUCUAUGGAUCUGCCAGAGCUGCCGAAAGAGUGUGGAGGAUGAGGAAAGGAAGGCCCUUCAAGAACAGUCCCUGGCGGUCUCAUUAUCACACACGUCCUGCAAGUCACAGUCUUGUGGGGGUGGCUCCCACUCCUCUUCCUCUUCUUCUUCCUCGUCAUCAUCGUCCUCCUCCUCAUGCCAUGGGAACUCAGGGGACUGGGAUCCCAGCUCGUUCCUGUCUGCACACAAACUCUCAGGCCUCUGGAGCUCCCAGCAGGCUGGCGGUACCAUGCAGGGCCCCUCGACUGGGGGCCCUCCUGCUGCACCUGAUUACAUCACCCCACUUUGGGGGCCCCUGGCCAGAAGACCUGCCCCUACAGCCAGGUGCUGUCCUCUCUGGUGGUUUCCAGUGGGGUCCUGCCAGGCUUCUCUGCCUGCCUCACUCAAGUUCUGCAAAACACUUCCCAAGCAGUUCAAGACCAUAUUCAGAAGACCCAUUCCACCAGGUGAGGCCUUCCACUCCUCUGAACAUCACCGGCACUCAGACCUCACCGCCCCCCCCAACAGUCCCACUGGCCAUCCCCAACCACCAGCAUCACUGAUCCCUGCUCACUCAGGACCCUUUGGAUCUCCACCCCAUGCCCACCUAACCCCUGCUGCCCAGGCAGCAUCUUUCCCCACACCUGUCCCCAACGAUCAUGCUCCAGUGCCCAAGACACCUUCUGAGUCACCUGCCGCUGCUGCUGCUGCCAUUGCUGCCCCACAUAGCCCAGCACCAUGUAAGAGCCCUCACCUAUCCUCUGCCAACAUGCCGCUUCUGAAGAUGCCUCCUCCACUCUCAGGGUGUAAUCACCCCUGCAACGGGCACUGCACUGGGUCUCUGGUCCCUCAAGCUGCCUCACAUCAGCUUCCCAGCACUAACAGAGACCCUGGAUGCAAGGGGCACAAGUUUACAAAUGGUACUGGCUGCCACCCACCACAGUCAUGUGAUGCAGAUGAGGGGCUGGGAGAGGAUGAGGACAGCAGUUCAGAGCGAAGCUCCUGCGCCUCAUCCUCCACCACUCAGAAAGAUGGGAAAUUCUGUGAUUGCUGCUACUGCGAGUUCUUUGGACACAACGCGCCCCCCGCUGCCCCGACAAGUCGCAACUAUGCUGAGAUCCGAGAGAAGCUGCGCUCACGGCUGACGAAGAGGAAAGAGGAGCUGCCCCAGAAGAUGGGUCUGGCAGGAAGUGGCCCAGGUGAGCCAGCUGUGGACCAUCGGGAUGUGGAUGAACUGCUGGACUACAUCAACAGUACUGAACCCAAACCCCUCAACAGUGCCAAGGCAGCCAAGCGAGCCCGUCACAAACUGAAGAAGAAGGAGAAGGAGAAGGCCCAGCUGGAAGCUGAGGGCUCUAAGCGUGCUGAUCGCAGCUCCAUGGCUGGUCGGGGUACAGAACCAUCAGGGGAGAAGCUUUUGGAGUGGCCCCAGCUUGAACUGGAGCGGGUCAACAGCUUCUUGACCAGCCGCUUGCAGGAGAUCAAGAAUACCAUCAAAGAGUCCAUCCGAGCUAGCUUCAGUGUUUAUGACCUUAAUCUGGAUGUGAAUGAUUUUCCUAAAAAGGCAGCCAUGCUGGAGCAGAGGGACCUGCUUUCCCGCCUUAAUGGCUCAUCUGACCUACAGGAGAUUGGCCUAGAUCUCUCACCUUUGACUUUGGGUUCCUCCCAGAACCACACACUACACUCCUCCAGUGAGCCGAGCCCGCCCCAGGAUGAGAGAGUGCCUCUUCCCCCACCUCCCACCACUGAGAAUGGGCUACUUAAAAGGCUUAGUGCUGUGCCCAACCUCUCCCGGAUGAUCUGGGUUCAGUCCCCAAAGGCUGCUGACUCAGCCCCUGAAGGGCCAGGCCGCAAUGUGAAGGAUGCAGUCUCCAUCAAUGGGCCAGAGCUCCCCGAGCCCCCACCUGGAGGAGGGGGGAGGCAAAAGAAGAAUAAAAGGCAAAACAGUCAGGCCAAGAAAAGCGAGACAUAUGGAGUACCUGGGCAUCAGGCCAAGCUGGAGAGCCUUCCCACUAAGGGACAGGCUUCAGGAGCCAGGCAACCAGCCAAGGGCCCAGAGCCCCAAGAAGGGCCCCGGGGGAGCCGGUCAGGGCAGAACUGGGCUUGGAGUGCCAAGGCUGAGAAAGGAAGCUUGUGGAGAAGCCGGAAGAGCGAGGCCAAAAUGGACAGGCCGGAGCAGGAAUCCAUGCAGGCACCUGGCCUUGGCCAUGGGCCACUUGGGAGCCCGGCCGGCCUGGGGGCCUCACCACAGACCAAGGGAAAGCACAGGAAGAACCGGAACAAGAUGGAGAAGUCUACCACCUCUCUGGAUGAUGUGUUCCUGCCCAAGGAUGUGGAUGGAGUAGAGAUGGAUGAGACGGACCGGGAGGUGGAAUACUUCAAGAGGUUCUGCCUGGAUUCUGCAAAGCAGACUCGUCAAAAAGUGGCUGUGAACUGGACCAACUUCACCCUCAAGAAAAUCACUUCCAGCGCAGCUCAGUGAGGACUGGCCUGGCUAUGGGAGGCCUCAUAUGCACGCUCUGUGGACUGGAAAGUUUGGCAUCCAGUGUAGCAUUCCUGCCUCUUUUCCUGUUCCUACUCCCCAUUGUGGCAUUGUUUCCCCUCUGCACAUCAUUUUGUGAGCCUGAAGGCACAGGUAUUCUUCCUGCCCUUCCUUUCUUCUUUGACUCUGAGCCCUACUUAUUCUGGAUCUGUCGUUAGUGGUCAGGUGGGCAAGGAGUUAGGAGGAAAGGAGAUCACGUCCUGUGCUCCAUUUCCCCAUCCCAAGGUGACUUGGCUUCUAAAGGACCCUUUAAUGGGAUGCCCGGGGCCUUCCCUCUCCCCAGCUACCAAGUCCCCAGAGUCAAGACUCUGAUGAGUCCAGGUCCCUUUUGUCUUUUUCAUGUCUCGUUUUUUGAUAAAAUGGGGGAGAAUACUGACAGACCCCAAGAUUUGGGGACCUUGGCCUUGUCCUUUCUCUGUAUCAUACUCACAUUGACACUCCCACUGGGUAUGUAGAAGGGCCAUGCUGGACCCAAUAAAAAAAGCUUUUUAAUUUUUUAAUUUUAUUUAAAAAAAGGAUAUUAUUUUUGUUGUUUCUUAUUGGUUUUUCCAUGCCUUCCCUCCUGCCUGGUCCCUUUGUUCUCCUUUACUCCAGUUUCCCUUCUCUAUGGGUUCCUGAGAUGCAUGGGAACACUAGUUACUGGUCAUCAUCUCAUCCGUCUUCCACAUGACCUUUUCCAGCACAGGCCAGCAAAGAGCAAAAGCCUAGCUCCCCUGCUUCUCUUCUGUUGACAGGGAAGUUGUAGGGAGCAUGGAACCCCGGUGUUGAGCCUUCACUUCAUAUCCAACUUGGACUCCAGGGAAGGGCCUUCCUUGUACUUUCCACACACUCUGAGCGUGCCAGAUGCAAAGUAAUAGGACACCCUUAAACAGAGCCAGCCCAGGAGUGUCUGAAUGGGGUCGAGUUGUAAGAUUUUGAGCAGGAAGGGACCUUACACAUCAUCUUGUUCAGCCCCCUCAUUUUACAACUGAAGAAGUGGAGGCCCAGAGAGGGGAAGAAAUUUUUCCAAGGUUAAACCAGGUAGUAAAUCAUAGAACUAGAAUUUGGACUCAGGCCCUGAGUCUAAACCUUAUGCUGUCGCCAGAAACAGGGGCAUCAAAGAGAAAGGAAAGUCCUUGGGAUGUGAAGAGCACUUUGUAGAAGACAGGGAGAUGUCAGCAGGGUGGUUGAAAGCUGUCUGAGAAUGGGGAGUUUGGCUCCCAGAUAGGGAGACUGCAGUAAGCACCACACCCACCGUGCAUUGUUGUGCACUGAGAGAACCACCGCUCCCUCCCAUAUCCCCUUCCAGGCAUGUCCCUCAGCCUGCUGGUCUCCAGCCUCCACAGUCAGCUGUCUGCCUGAGAGCUUGGAUUGUUGUACCAGAGGCUAGAGCAGCUGUCCUUCAGGGCCUGGGGAAACUGACUGGAAAGGGAGGAAAAUUGGGAUUCCAUUUCUUGAGGGGGAACUCAUGGGACAAUGGUCUUGUUGUUAAAGUUGGCGCAGGGCCCCAGCUGCUAAGUGGCCUGUCUUCCCACCUCUGUAGCACCCUCUGUAGUGAGGAGUGAAGGGUUGGGGGGAUGUAGAUCAGGGCUGCACAGCUACACUCCUCAGGGAGGGGCUGGGCAGGUCGCUGGUACACUGGCAGCUGCAUGCUGCCCUCAGGAAUCAAGAGAGAAUCUGCUCUCUCCUCUCCCUUACCAACACCAGCCCUCCUCUCCUCCCUUCCAGUGAGGUUGGAAAACCUCCCAAGCAACUAGCUACAAGCAGAGUCAUUUUCGUUCUGGAAUAAAUGGUUCCAGGAAUCUCCCUUAUUGCUCCUCCCCUUCCCUCCCCCUUGCUUUUAGGAGUGCUCUCUGAACCUCCUGCCUCCCUCUGAAAAUGGGACACUUCCGAUCCGUUGAACACAAUCAUAGGAUCCAGAGCUGAAAGGACCUUUAGAGGUCAUCUAGUCCACCCCCUGCACCCCUAUUCCCUUAUUGUACAGUAGCUUGCUCAAGGUUAAAGUUGGUAAGUAGUUUAGCCAGGAUUAGAACCUCCUGGGUUCUAGUUGGACUCCAAAUUUACUACUUCUGUCAGUGCCCGCCCCCCCCCCCCAGCCAGCUACUUAGGGUCUCUGGCCUGACUUGCUGAUCACAGAAGUAAUAAACUCUUUUGAGAGUUUAGUGGCAGCAGGUUCCCUAAAAGCUGAAUAUUGACCUGACUGAUGUUCUCUUUCUAAAAAUCCCUUUGUAGCAUGUGCCCAAUCAGCUGACUAACCCCAGCCACUCAACCUUGUUCUACAUUCUCUCUUUUCUACCCUGAGUUGGAGCACUGGAAGUUCCUAGGGUUCUGUUCCUAACUUUGCCAUCAGUGGUGGAGUGAGGAGCCUUUACAGAAUGCAGCGGGAAUGUUGAGUAUCCUUUGAGUGAGACUGGGAUUCCCUUGGCCACUUUCCCAUUUGGGGAACCUAGUCUGUCCACAGAUUCCUAAGCAUCGCUCUGGGCAAUCAAAAUUGCCCCCUACACAAUUGAGUUGACCCAGGAUGUGGAAGGUUAAAGGGGAUCAAGUUUCCACAGGCAAAACAAAUACCUCUGACCUGUGGGGAGAUCCCUUCCUCAGGAUAGACAUGUACUUACUGAUGAGAAUCAGUGCUUUAUGAACUUCUUCACUUUUACAAAUUUCUCCUUCCCUUCUGUUCCCUGUGCCCCAAGUUCCCUUCCAGAAGGGAGUCAGGGAGUCAGGAUUAAGGAAUAGAUAGGAGCACAGAGACCAAAGUCUCAGAAUUAUUGUUCUUGCUUUUCUCCUGAUUUCCUUCUAACUCUACCCAUAGUCUUAUAGGAACUAGCACCAUAUGCCCUGAUCUUCUCUUGUGCUCCUUCCCUAAACUCAGUCCUUUUCCCUUGGAUUUGUGGAGCCAACAUUCCCAACCAGCCUUUUCUGGGCUAGUUGGCUGAGUGACCUGAAACUGGAAGGCAAGGGUAGUCUCCACUCAUUCCCUUUCCUUUUCCCCUUUCCCCUUCUGACUUGGGUAUGGAGAGCUAAGCAGCCAGAGUUGUUAAAGCUAGGUGCUGACACUUAUCUGGGAAUGUCUGGGGAUGGGAAGCUGGAGGAGCAGGGGUCAAGGUAACAGAGCUAAACACCUGUAGAGAGCAGCAAAAUCUCGGGGCUUUGGAGACCCAUAGCCAGAGGCCAUCUAGCUGCUGGGGCUAGCCGCCUUAGAGGAGGAAUUGCUGGGCUCCUUCUUCCAUCAGAGAACAUAGGAGCCUGGAAUUCCACGUGAUGUGCUGGUUUUGCCACAGCCCAAGGGAGCAGAAUUUGGUGGUGGUGGUACCCUCUUGCCCUAGGGAGGACUAGCUCUGUAGCAAAAAGGACCCUUUCUGCUCACCCCAGGAGGUGGUUCCCCUUCCUUGAGGCCUAGAAUACAUUUUGAAAGCACCCACUAUAUUCUGUCCUGUCUGUCUCCUCCCAGGCAUGUGUUCUUCCUCCUGUGAUUGGGGAAAUGGGGAUAGAGAUUGAAGGCAAUCCAGAUAUUCUGAUAAAUGUUUUUUAUUUCCUUUUAUAACCCAAGGAGCGGAAAUGGCAAGCAGGCCUGCUCCUGUUGCCAUGGUGAUCACGGGGUGGAGGUGGGGGUAGUGAAGGGAUUGGAACCAUUCCUAAUGUAUGUUAAAAGCCUGAACUAUGGAACGGGAAGAGAAGCUGGUUGUGUUAUCACCCUCUUUUUUCCCCAGCCCCUGCCUGGUCCACACUGAACUAUUCUUCUCCAGGAUGGUCGUAGCUCUUGGGUAUUGGCUGAAUGUCUGGAGAGAAAAUACUCUCCCUCCCCUCUCCUGCCCUCACGGUGGCUCUUUCAUACCUGUCCACUUGCCACUUGACCACCUAAGAACCCCUCUCCCCGGAUGAACCAAAACCUGGAUUGACACUGAGCUGUGAUGGAAACAAACUCUGGAUCUUCGAAAAGCCGAUUUCUGGUGCUAGCCAGCCUCCACACUUGGAGCCCGGACUGGGACGGGCUGCUCCCCCAGGGCACUGUGGGGCAAAGGAGCUGGUGGAAUUGCCUGCCCAGUGCUUCUCUCUGUGUUUGGUGUUUUUUUUUUAUUCUUUACUUUUGAUACUGUGAAGAUCUUUCAUGCUGAAAGAUUAAAUGACAUUUGGACACAGGCA
Phascolarctos cinereus (koala) is the source of this 10092-nucleotide messenger RNA. RefSeq names its product family with sequence similarity 193 member B (gene FAM193B). Gene Ontology annotation, cellular component: cytoplasm; nucleus. The record is from RefSeq and is a predicted model, not a curated record. Lineage: Eukaryota; Metazoa; Chordata; Mammalia; Diprotodontia; Phascolarctidae.